Polyodon spathula (Mississippi paddlefish) is the source of this 7315-nucleotide messenger RNA. Its product is annotated as transcriptional regulator ATRX-like. The coding region runs from base 161 to 6784 and encodes 2207 amino acids. Gene Ontology annotation, molecular function: ATP binding; ATP-dependent chromatin remodeler activity. NCBI's taxonomy places the organism in Eukaryota, Metazoa, Chordata, Actinopteri, Acipenseriformes, Polyodontidae. The record is from RefSeq and is a predicted model, not a curated record. The transcript has 35 exons.
AUUCUGCGAGUCUCAAUCCAUCCGGCAAGAUGGCUGCCUCGCUUUGUCUAACCGGGUCUGGUUAAAUUGCAAUUUUGUAGAGAAACAGGUUUUGGUUUGACUUAGAUAUCAACACUAAUGAGAGGCAAAGCGCGCACCUCGUGUUUUUGAUCAGCAAGAGAUGACUGAAGAGCACAAGAGUACGAGCAAGUUGAAUACAUUGGUGGAGAAACUUCAUGAAUAUUUGGCUCAUUCAUCAGAAGAAUCUGAGGAAACAAAUUCACCCCCAGCUUCAGAUAGAUCAUUUGGUAAAAGUAACAGGAGUGAUAGUAGAUUGCACAACAAGGAGCAAAACAUGGAGGAGCCUGGCAGCUCAUGUGAGAGUUUGAAGUCUCCAUCAUCUUCUCGUUCAAAAAGGAAACCUUCAGUAGUAACCAAAUACACUGGAUCAGAUGAUUCGGAUCAUUCACAGGAAAGUGGCAAUGGGGAGAAGUUCAGAACAUCAAAGAAUAAAUUGGAUGUGAAAAGAUUGCCAAAGGGAACAGUGGUGGUUGAGCCUGAGCCAGUGUCAAAUGAAGCAAAAGAUGAUUUCAGAGGGCCAGAGUUCAGAAGUAAAACUGCCAAACCUAAAGCAGAAAGUUCAAAAAAGCGAGGGGAAGAAAGCAUGCAUGGCAUCGUCAGCUGUACUUCCUGUGGGCAACAAGUGAACCAUUUCCAAAAGGAUUCAUUUUAUCAGCAUCCUGCACUUAAAGUUCUUGUCUGUAAGAGUUGUUAUAAAUAUUAUAUGAGUGAUGAUAUAAGUAAGGAUGCAGAUGGGAUGGAUGAACAGUGCAGGUGGUGUGCUGAAGGAGGAAACCUUAUUUGUUGUGACUUUUGUAACAACGCCUUCUGCAAAAAAUGUAUUUUACGCAACCUUGGUAGGAAAGAACUGUCAAGUAUUAUGGAUGAAAGCAGCAAGUGGUACUGCUAUGUGUGUAACUCUGAACCUUUGCUGGACCUGGUCGCUGCUUGUGACAGUGUGCUGGAGAACCUGGAGCAGUUAUGGCAACAACACCGAAAGAAACCCAAAUCUGAAAAUGAGAAGACAAACCAGGAUGGCAGUGUGCACAAACAUUCACAGAAAGUCAAAGCUACCUGUAAUGGAAAAGAAAACAGCUUGGACAACUUGGCUUCAGGCACCAUAACAGUUUCCUACAAAUCACUGAAGGUGCCAAAAGAAUUGAUUAAAAAGACAAAAAAACUAGUAGAAACAACAACUGGCUUGAAUGCUACUUUUGUGAAAUUUCUCCAGCAGGAUACUGAAAAGCUACCUACUAAUUUAAUUAGAUUAAGACAUUUGAAAGCCUUCAAAUCUGUACUUGGAGACCUUAAGAAUGCUCAUGCUGCACUAGAGGAAGAUUUGGAUGAGGAGUUCAAGGAAUUGGCACUUUUGAAUGGCGAAGAAAGUGGCUGUAAGGUAAAUAAUGGAGGAUUAAAAUCGCAACAGGAAAAGGAAGUCAGUGAAGUUGAGGACAAUGUUGACCUGCCCAACAGUGAUGUUGACAAUGGUGCUGAAGAUAAUUUACAGGACACUAUUGAGAAUGCCCUCUGUGCAGAUGAGAGCCGUGUUAACCCAGCUGAGAACAGUGGAGAGGAGACAAUGUGGAGUGCUGUUGAUGAUGCUGCUGAUAAUGUUAUUCAGAACAAAGUUGAUGAUACAAUUGAGGAAAAUGCUGAUUCUGACAAACACGAUGACCCAGAUUCUGAUAUGAAGGAAGACGUUGACCAGGAGAGUGAUGUUGAAAUGAAGGAAUCGCCUGCUGUUUCUCCUGGAGAAAUUGAGCCCAGGGAAAAUGAUGACUCAAAGAGUGAGCAGAAUGAAAAGAAAGCAGAGUCUGGAAGAAGCACGGAUUGUCAAGAAGAUGAAUCUGCACAGGCCAAUGAGUGUGCUCUAGAUAAAGAAAUUGUCUCUGUUCCAUCAUCUGUUCCGGAUGAACUUUUUGAGGCAGCAGACUCCUCGGUGGAUGCUUCUGGCGUUGCAGAAGUAACUAAGGAUAGUUCUGUAAAAAACAGGAAAACAGCAAAAAAUAGCUUGUCAAAGAGCAGUACUUCACGGAAAACAUUUUCUAAGCAUAGCAGCAACUCCAAAGUAAAAUCUACAAUCAGAGUGACAAAAGAACUUGUUGUGAAGUUGACUCCUGUUUCAAUAACAGAUUCUACCAGUGUUUCAGAGGCAGAAGAAAGCAAUGAUGAGAAAUUGAAAAGGGUCAUUUCAGAUGAAGAAGAGUCUGAAGAUCCAGAAACCUUAAAGGAGGGUCUGCAAUGUAGGCGGUCUCCACGUGUAAAGACUACACCCUUGAGGAGACAUGCUGACACAAAGCUGUCUUCCCAGCCAGAAGACGAUAGUGAUACGAACAAUGACAAACCCAAACAUUCCCAAAAAGCAAAAGCCAAGUCUACCGAUGAAUCUUCUGCAAAGGCAAAGAAAGAAACCACAGAGAGGCAGGUGGCUUCCAGCAGCAAAGCUGUAGAUUCCUCCGAUUCUGACAUUCCUGACAUCCUAAAACAAGUGGAAGAUGAGAGUCCCGGUUCCCUCGAGGCAGACAGCAAUGAGGACUCGCCAAAAAGCGUGCAAAGGAAAUGCUUGUUUAGCCUCAGGAAAAGCACUGCACAGUCCCAGGAUAAGAAAGCUGCUAAGCGAAAACAGAUUAAAACCACUUCUGAAUCUGACCCUGAUGUGAAGAAGUCAACUGUUAAAAAGAAAAAACAGAAUGCCUCUGAUUCUUCUAAUUAUGACUCUGACUUGGAGAAGGAAAUUAAGAGUCUUAGUAAAUUAGAAACUGCCAAGAAGGGCAGUCGAAAGAGUAAGAAAGGCCCGAAGGAGGAAGAGAUGAAGGGUUCUUCAUCUGAUGACAAUGAGACUCCUCAAGAGAAAAAAAAGAUAAAAACCAAAGAGAAGCGACCGAAAGCCAAGAAGGUUAUAAAUUCUGACUUGUCUUCAAGUGAAGCAGAAACAGCAGAACAGACUGGCGAGCAGGACUCUGCGGGAAGCAGCGAUGAGCAGAAGAUUCGGUCGAUCACAGAAACUAUCGCUGGUCCCAUUGGCAAAAGUUUUUGCCAGUCAUCGGGGGAUGAAGGAGACGUUAAAUCUGGUCUUGCUCUAGGUGCUGCUGAUGACGAUGACGAUCCUGAGAAUAGAAUCGCAAAGAAGAUGAUCUUGGCUCAAAUCAAGGCAAACAUGUCCUCUGGGGAGGAUGGCUCAUCGGAUGAUGAAGAAUCAGAGAAGGACAAGAAAAAGAAAUCUGAGAAAGCAGCUGGGGAGGAGGAAGAUGAGGAGGACGAGGAGGAGGAAGAGGAGGAAGAGGGUUCUGAAACUGGUUCGGAUUCUGAUUUUGAGAUGACUAAGAAGUCUCGCUAUCGACACCGCCUACUUCGACACAAGCUCUCCAUGAGCGACGGCGAGUCUGGGGAGGAGAACCAAUCCAAUAAGAAAAAGGAAGGCAAACGGAGGUCCAAGAGGAAAGUGAGCAGUGAUGAUUCUGCGGAUUCUGAUUUUGAAGAGUCUGGUGUGAGUGAGGAGAUGAGCGAGGAGGAGGAUGAUGAGGAUGAGGAAGAGAAAAAGAAGCGCCCCAGAACAAGAUCGUCCAAGAAGGCUGGGGCUGAAGAAAAUCUGCGCAGCUACGAACAGAAGAAGAAGAGACGGCGUAUUAAAGUACAGGAGGAUUCAUCUAGCAACGAUAAGAGUAAUGAGGAGGACGAUGAAGACAGCAAUGAUGAGGAAGACGACGACUCAGUGUCUCCUGGAAAGGGUCGAAAAAAGAUUCGAAAGAUUCUUAAAGUAGAUAAAUUGAGAUCCGAGACCCAGAAUGCUUUGAAGGAGGAGGAGGAGAGAAGGAAGCGCAUCGCGGAACGAGAACAAUUAAGGGAAAAGCUAAGAGAGGUCGUCGUUGUUGAAGAGUCUUCUCAAAUCCCUGUUCCCAUAACAACCAAGCUGGUAUUGGAUGAAGAUGAAGAGACCAAGGAACCCCUUGUGCAGGUGCACCGGAACUUGGUCACAAAACUAAAACCUCACCAGGUCGAUGGUGUGCAGUUUAUGUGGGAUUGUUGCUGUGAGUCGUUGAAGAAAACUAAAAAGUCAGCUGGAUCUGGUUGUAUUCUUGCACAUUGCAUGGGUCUUGGAAAGACGUUACAAGUGGUGACGUUACUGCACACCUUGCUGUUGUGUGAGAAGAUGGAGUUUAAAACCGCCCUGGUGGUCUGUCCACUCAACACUGUUCUCAACUGGCUGAAUGAAUUUGAGAAAUGGCAAGAAGGCAUGACCGAUGAAGAGAGUUUAGAGGUGAACGAACUUGCCACUGUGAAGCGGCCCCAGGAACGGGCAUAUAUGCUGCAGCGCUGGCAGGAGGAUGGUGGGGUCAUUAUCAUUGGCUAUGAAAUGUACCGCAAUCUCACACAAGGCAAGAACGUUAAAAGCAAGAAGCUGAAAGAAACUUUCCAAAAGACGUUGGUUAACCCAGGUCCAGACUUUGUCAUAUGUGAUGAAGGACACAUUCUGAAGAACGAAGCCUCUGCUAUAUCCAAGGCCAUGAACUCUAUAAAAACAAGACGCAGAGUGGUCCUCACAGGAACCCCAUUGCAGAAUAAUCUUAUUGAAUACCAUUGCAUGGUGAACUUUAUCAAAGAAAACCUUCUGGGUUCGGUAAAAGAGUUCCGGAACCGAUUCAUCAACCCCAUUCAGAACGGCCAGUGUGCGGACUCCACGAUGCAGGACGUCCGAGUGAUGAAGAAGCGAGCCCACAUCCUGUACGAGAUGCUAGCGGGAUGUGUGCAGAGAAGAGAUUACACAGCCUUGACAAAAUUCUUGCCUCCAAAACAUGAAUAUGUCCUUGCAGUGAGGAUGACUCCAAUCCAAUGCAAACUAUAUCGCUACUACUUGGAACAUUUCACAGGUGUGGGCACCAGUGUGGAAGGUGGGAGAGGCAAAACAGGGACCAGACUAUUCCAGGAUUUCCAGAUGUUGAGCAGAAUCUGGACCCAUCCCUGGUGUUUGCAGCUGGACUAUAUUAGCAAAGAAAACAAGGGAUACUUUGAUGAGGACAGUAUGGAGGAAUUCAUUGCAUCAGAAACAGAUGAGUCCUCAAUGAGUUUAAGUUCUGAAGAUGAAAAAAAAAGUAAGAAAAAGAAAGGCAAAGGGAAGAUGGGCAGCAGCACCGAUGAAAGUGGCAGUGACAAUGAUAUGGAGGUGAUUAAAGUGUGGAACUCUCGAUCCCGCGGGGGCGAGGGGGGCCGAGAGAGACCUGAAAUAGAACCUGCCCAAGAAGAAGUAUCUAAACCUACCUCCAGUUCAAGCCCUGGCAGCCCCUCCCCAGACUGGCACAAGGAGUUUGUUACUGAAGCAGACGCAGAAAUCCUGCAGCACUCUGGGAAGAUGGUCCUUCUCUUUGAAAUUCUCAGGAUGGCUGAGGAAGUAGGAGACAAAGUUCUUGUAUUCAGCCAGUCAUUGAUAUCAUUGGACUUAAUAGAAGAUUUCCUUGAGCUUGCAGGCAGGGCGAAAGAGGAGGGAAAACCAGAGAUUUAUAAAGGUGAUGGGAAGUGGUUUAGAAAUAUUGAUUACUACCGUCUUGAUGGCUCCACUAAUGCAGUCGCAAGAAAGAAAUGGGCUGAAGAAUUUAAUGAUAUUAGCAAUGUCAGGGGUCGCUUGUUCCUCAUCUCUACAAGAGCUGGGUCUCUUGGGAUUAAUUUGGUAGCUUCGAACAGAGUUAUCAUUUUUGACGCUUCUUGGAACCCGUCUUACGAUGUUCAGAGUAUCUUCCGAGUGUAUCGAUUUGGGCAGACGAAAACAGUUUUUGUCUACAGGUUUUUGGGUCAGGGUACCAUGGAGGAAAAGAUCUAUGACCGGCAGGUGGCGAAGCAGUCCCUCUCUUUCCGAGUGGUGGAUCAGCAGCAGAUUGAGCGGCACUUCACUAUGAACGAGCUCACUGAGCUCUACACAUUCGAACCCGACCAGCUGGAUGAUCCCAACUCGGAGAAGAAGAGCAAGAGAGCUACCCCAAUGCUGCCCAAGGACCUGUUUUUGGCAGAAUUGCUCCACAACCAGAAAGAGCACAUUGUGGGUUACCAUGAACACGACUCCCUGCUGGACCACAAAGAGGAAGAAGCUCUCAGUGAGGAGGACCGCAAAGCAGCUUGGGCAGAGUACGAGGCAGAGAAGAAGGGUCUGUCCAUCCGUGGGAAUGUGCCACCUGACCUCAAUUAUUCUGCUUUUAACAUGGCUGCUCCCAAUACAUAUUUCCCCUUUAAUGUAGCAGCACUCAGCACAAUGUCGAACCAGCAGCUGGAGGAUCUUAUUAACCAAGGGAGAGAGAAAGUUGUGGAGGCCAGCACUCAGGUAACAUCAGUAACUCGAGAGCCCCUCGAAGACAUCAUUGGAAAUGUGUGGAAAGAAAAUCCCAACCUGAAUGAGGCUCAGGUUCAGUCCAUGGCACUGGGAAGGCAGGCUAGCGUGGAGCUAGAACUCAAACGCAGGGAGGCAGUGUACAGAGAUGUACUCACAAAGCAGCAAACGCUAAUCAUGUAUAUCCAGAAGGUGUUAACAGACAGAAAAAUACACGAGCAGCAAAUAGCAAUGCAGAGAGCAACACUGUUGAACCGCAUGGCAAUGCCCAAAGGAGCCAUGGGCGGCGGGCAGGGAGGGUUCAGCCAGCUGGAUCUGAUGGGACUGUAUCAGCAGAUGACCGGUGGAAUGCAGCCCCCGCCUCUGCAGCGAGUACCAUCUCCUGCAAACCAGAUGAAGAGCAAAAACCCAGGGCCAUCCCAAGGAAACUAGUGCUGCAUGGGCAGCCAACCAGGCCCUGCUGUACAUUGAAACAGGAACAUGCAAGUCCGCCUUUCUUGAAGUAAAAACAAAAUGCUUAUUUUGUAGAUAAGGGCAAUGUAAUACACACAAGGGAUCCUGUUAUUUUAAUUGAUAAACUGUGUACAUAGCCUUCAUUUUAUUCAAGUUGAAUUACUGUAAGCCCUGUUUUAACUGCUUUUAAUACACUAAACAGUGCUUAUGCGUAAGAUUUUUAUUUAUUUUUUUGCAUUUCUGUCUCUUGGUCCAUUUUGUUUUUUCAGUUUUCCACUUUCCAAAACCCAUCAAAAUUCAUUUUAUAAUAAUCGAGGACAUUAAACUGGGACCACCGCUUUGCUAAUUGACAUAGGUAUUGAUGAAAACAUCCUGAUGCUUAUUGUAGCACCUGCCCUCUAACAUUUUUUAUGGAUUUCACAAAAUAAAAAUGAUAUUGCAUGAGGACGGAGUUAUAAGAUCUAAUGCUGGAGAAAAAAAGACAAACAAAAGGACCACUUGAGACAAAUG